Messenger RNA from Astyanax mexicanus (Mexican tetra), 1977 nucleotides. RefSeq names its product zinc finger DHHC-type palmitoyltransferase 3a (gene zdhhc3a). The record is from RefSeq and is a predicted model, not a curated record. The coding region runs from base 214 to 1107 and encodes 297 amino acids. Gene Ontology annotation, biological process: protein targeting to membrane; peptidyl-L-cysteine S-palmitoylation. The transcript has 7 exons. NCBI's taxonomy places the organism in Eukaryota, Metazoa, Chordata, Actinopteri, Characiformes, Acestrorhamphidae. Gene Ontology annotation, molecular function: protein-cysteine S-palmitoyltransferase activity. Gene Ontology annotation, cellular component: Golgi apparatus; endoplasmic reticulum.
UCAGAGGAGGGAGGAGUAGACGCACAAAAAUGCAGCUUUCACAACAGCCUCCUCCUCCGGCUCUCCAGAUAAACAGGAUUUUCCUCUCUUUAACCGACUGAACCGCGGUGAUCCCGGUAUCGGCGGCUCCGAUCUCCGGCUUUUCAUGUCGUUUGUGGAGGAGCAGAUGUUGAGGAGCAUUUUCGACACUAAACAUGGAGCCCUUGUGAUAGGAUGAAAAGUCCAGUGCCUCGGUUCAGGGACGUUGAGAGGCAGGCUGGCAGCCUGCAGCCCACGCAGUGUGUCCCUCCCUGUCAUGACCGGCCGAACACCAUGUGGUUCGUCCGAGAUGCCUGUGGCAUCGUCUGUGGGGUCAUCACAUGGAUGCUUGUUUUCUUUGCGGAGUUUGUGGUGUUGUUUGUUAUGCUGCUUCCAUCCAAGAACCUCACCUAUAGCCUGGUGAAUGGCACCAUCUUCAACAGUCUGGCCUUUCUUGCCUUGGCGUCCCAUUUCAGAGCGAUGUGCACAGACCCGGGGGCUGUACCGAAAGGAAAUGCCACAAAAGAGUACAUAGAGAGCCUACAGUUGAAGCCAGGUCAGGUGGUCUACAAAUGUCCCAAAUGCUGCAGCAUCAAACCUGACAGAGCCCACCACUGCAGUGUCUGCAAGAGGUGCAUUCGAAAGAUGGACCAUCACUGCCCUUGGGUCAACAACUGUGUUGGUGAAAAUAACCAGAAGUACUUUGUGCUCUUUACGAUGUAUAUUGCACUCAUUUCUCUGCAUUCCUUGGUCAUGGUGGUCUUCCAUUUUUUGUAUUGCUUUGAAGAUGACUGGACAAAAUGCAGUUCCUUCUCACCUCCAGCAACAGUCAUCCUCCUCAUCCUCCUGUGCUUUGAGGGCCUCCUCUUCCUCAUCUUCACCUCUGUGAUGUUCGGCACCCAAGUCCAUUCCAUCUGUACAGAUGAGACGGGCAUAGAGCAGUUGAAAAAGGAAGAGAGAAGAUGGGCUAAAAAAACUAAAUGGAUGAACAUGAAGGCGGUAUUUGGACACCCCUUCUCAAUAGCAUGGUUUAGCCCGUUUUCUACACCUGACCAUGGGAAAGCUGACCCCUACCAGUAUGUGGUCUGAGUUCAGGAAGAAUAGUCCCUUCCAUUGUCCAGCUUUAAGGUAGAGACUGGAAUUCACUGGACUCGUUUAACUUCCAAACACCCACCGGCAUCCUUGAGCGUGAUUGUAAUCCUGACUUGAGCAGUGCGUCUUGCAUUACAUAUUACCAGUGAGGCUCAUUCAGCAGUGUUUGCAUCUUGUGGGGAGACAAAUAUGUAAAAAUAAAAGAAGAAGAAGAAGAAGAAGAAGAAAAACAUAUAAUCAUCUGUACAUCUCUAUAUUCAUUUUCUUUCAAGAUUAACGUUGGGAUGGAACUUUUAAUUUGUCAUUUACUAGCUUUCUCUACAUGUCUUCUUUAACCCACAUGUCUAUACACAUUAUUUUGAGGUUGAGAACAAGGGUAUUGAUUUAAUUCUGUGCCAAAACACACUACAGUUCUGUAAAUUCUAGCGAUGUUAUUUAUGUUAUGCCUUGCUCAUGGAGUCUUAACUUUGAAACUUUGUGUAUUUCUUUCUUUCUUUUUUUGUAUUUUUAUGUUUCUAUUUUAACUCAAUGUCAGUCAAAUCCAAGUUGUCCAGUUGGGGACAUGUAAUGUAAUGCUCAGUAUUGUAGUUUGUGAGUAAGAAGUGGAGAGCCUUAUAUUGAGAAGAUAAUGCAUCACAGAUAUAAGCUGUCUUAGAACUUGAACAUAUGGAAACAAAAUAUAUGGGAUCAUAUGUUAAAUCAAAUAAAGUAAGACUGAUAAUAUGAAAUAUUGGCAUAAUUACAGGAAAAUAAAUUAAUUUUGCUCAUUUUAAUUUAAAAAGCCAUUUAACUUAUUUUCUCCAAAUUACUCCUCAGUUGAUGUAAACAUGUAAAUAAAGUAUAUAUUGUUUUUAGCCAUUUACAACA